AUGUCAGUGACUUAUGAUUCGUCGGCCACCUUGGUGAACGCUACUUGGGUGGCUGUUCUCCUAAGUGAACGUGAUGUCGCCGGGCAAAUCCCACUCAACUUCGUCACGAACCCCGCGGUGUCGCUAUCGGCUGCCUGCUUUGGAAAUGGCAUAUAUGAUAAAUCUGCCGCGACGGAAUGUUUCUCGAACUUGCUAGCAAUCGGAUACCGGCGCCUUCAUCUCGACCUGUACUGGUCGCCGGACCGCAGAAAAUGGUCCUUCUGUCCGGUCACUGUUCCAACGAAGGCCGACGUGAUAGUGUCUUCGGAGACAUCUACUGUGAGUAGUACCUCACAAACUUCGACCAUCACUACUGCGGCUACGACUUCGACGGUUGCUGCACAGCCCGCAACCAUCACUGCCUUCGACGAUUCACAUGGAAAUACCCUCUAUGAGCUAGGUCCGUAUAGAUGCACAAACGAUCUGGAUCCGUACACAUUGGCCGAGAUACUUGCGGGCUACUUCUCGGAGACCAAUGCACGACUAACCGUAUAUACGACGUAUCUUGCUCUCAAUCUUCAUGUCGCCGCCAGUGACUCGGCACCGGACUAUCCGGCUUCUGCCGUCACUGGAGAUCAGUUGCCAUCAGAAGAUGAGCGAAUCGGCCGGAUACUUGGAAUUGCCCUGGAAGACUUUCUAUACAGCCCUGUCCAACUGGAGGCAGACCGAAGCAACUUGAAUGAGUCUUGGUAUAAGGUCGAACAGAGCUAUAUGCCAAUUACCGAGUACUUCACUAUUCAUGAGAAUGAAUCAGGCGACCAAAGCACUCCUGACGGCUGGCCGUCAUCAAAGUAUAUUCAGCUGGCGAAACGUGACCGAGUACUUAUUGAAUAUGGCUCGGUAGAUCCUCAGCUGGCGGACUACGACUUAUCUUUGGAUGAAGAUUCGAUCUUCCCUCCUGGAUAUCUGACAUCUGCAGUGAAUGUCUCUGCAACAAACAACGGCACCCUCACAUCAGGCUGUCUAUAUGAACCGAAAGCUACAGCCAUUUCUCAGGCCAAUUCGUCAUGGGCAAUGUCCGAUGGCAUACCUAUCCCGGACGGGCUUCCCAUAUACGAUACAAUGGCGUCUAUAUCAAACGCUCUGUCCGAUAUAACAUCUUGUGGAAUGUCACCGAUACUCAAUACCACUCUAUUUGGCGAGACUGCCGACACCAAUGUUGAACACUACCGCAAUGUCUCUCUUUCGACGUCGUGGGCCUGGGCUUUGGGAGAGCCUCGCGAUGCCACUUAUGGCGGAGGCGAGGGUGUUACAAAAUAUGAUCGCUGUGCCAUUAUGGAUCUCACAUUGGACGGCAAAUGGCGGUCUACAAACUGCACUGAGCAGCGACGCGGUGCCUGCCGAAUUGGAAACUCCCCCUUCUCCUGGGUUCUAUCGGACCAAUCUGCAUAUUUUUCUAAUGUCUCUGAGACAUGUCCAGAAGGAGCGAGCUUUGCUGUACCUCGCACAGGUCUUGAAAGCAAAUACCUUCACAAGCACCUCCUUUCUUUGCCCGAGACAGAUAUUAAUCCCUCCUCUACAGACGCCACUCUGCGCGAAGUCUAUCUCGACUUCAAUUCAAUUGAUGUUACUUCGUGUUGGGUUUCCGGUGGCCCCAAGGCCGUUUGUCCCUAUGCCUCCAAUCCGCAGCAAAUUGAACGAAAAACUGUGCUUGUUGCUGCGAUUGCUGGUAUCAUCAUUCUCAUCAUCGCAGCCUUGACUAUCUUUGUUAAGUGCAAUGCCAAUCGUCGGAAUUCACGGCGCGGGAAACGUGUUAUUGAAGGCUGGGAAUACGAGGGUGUCCCCUCGUAA
This is a messenger RNA of Penicillium nucicola, 1830 nucleotides long. RefSeq names its product Lectin C-type domain protein. The transcript is spliced from 2 exons. The record is from RefSeq and is a predicted model, not a curated record. The coding region runs from base 1 to 1830 and encodes 609 amino acids. NCBI's taxonomy places the organism in Eukaryota, Fungi, Ascomycota, Eurotiomycetes, Eurotiales, Aspergillaceae.